AUGCGAGUCCCCCGCCGCGUCCCCUGGGCGAGCAAGGCCGAGCUCGCCGAGCUGUACGACCUUCUCUUCGCCCCCGGAGCCAACGAUGCGAGUCGUCAGGCUGCGCUGUCCCGCGCUGCGUCAGCUACGCGCAUGUCGUAUGCGAUGGCGGUCGUGCGUUUCGUGAACGGCAUGGUCGACCCGCUGCAGACUGGUCCUUAUGCUCGUCCGAUCUCGCACCUCGCCGCGAGUCUCGGCAUUCCUUCCUCUCUCGUCGCACUGCGUCACCGCGCUACGCACGAGGACCUUCCCCCGCUGCCGAUGCUCCGCCGCGCAGUCGAACAGGCGCUCGACUAUCUGCACCGCCAGAGCUUCCUCCCGCUGCUCGCUUCCUCGAGUGCUGCAGGAUGGGACAGGCGUGCAAAGCUCGAGGGUCUUGUUACCGAGUGGAAGAAGAUUGUGAAGGCUCGUGUCCGCACGCACGACGUCACGAACGAGAGCGAAAGCGGUCUGGCGCUGCGUCGGCUGAAGCGGGCUAUUGAUGCCGAGGACGCAGAUGAUGUCCUGGACGCCGUUGUCAGGACUGGCCUGGUGCCCGUUGCUAGGAAAAAACGGUCGCACCGCCGUGCCAACCGACCGCCAAAGGAAGGACUUGCUAUCUGGCGUCCCCUCCUUGCUCAUCUGGAUGCGACUGCGCCGGUAUCCGCGGCUCUGACAGAGUGCCUCGUCGGAGCGCUGCUCGACACGGCGCCGCGCCUGAACCCGCCUCCUGCUGCCCCCGAUGCGGCCGAGGACCACAGGAAGGAGAUGGCGUCGUACCGUUGGACGCUGGGGACGUGGCUCCUCUGGCUCUGGGCUGGAGAGGGAGGUCUGACUGUCCCGGAGGAGGAGCGGACGGGCGUGCUGCGCCGCAUCGCGCGCGAGCUCGUGCAUGGUGACGAUGUACUGCGCCGAGUCUAUGCCGAACUCGCCGAGGACACGGACGCCCCGGCUCUCGACGAGCUGGACGAGCUGCUCCUGCACGAGUCAGAGGCGGAGAGCGAGUCUGACGAGGAAGAGCUCGAGGGUCUCGAGAUUGACGACGGAGCCGAGAAGCCGGAUCAGGCGCCGCGGGACGUCGACGCGCAGCUGGCGGCCAUGGAAGCCAACCUGGCCGCGCUGAACGAGAAGACGUCAGCGGACGGCAGCUCCGUGCCCGGCUGGGAGCACGUUGCGGAAUGGAAGGCGGCGCCGAUCGGCGUGUGGGUGUAG
Messenger RNA from Trichosporon asahii var. asahii CBS 2479, 1230 nucleotides. RefSeq lists its product as uncharacterized. The transcript is spliced from 6 exons. The record is from RefSeq and is a predicted model, not a curated record. The coding region runs from base 1 to 1230 and encodes 409 amino acids. Gene Ontology annotation, molecular function: endonuclease activity. Gene Ontology annotation, biological process: maturation of 5.8S rRNA; maturation of LSU-rRNA. Gene Ontology annotation, cellular component: Las1 complex; preribosome, large subunit precursor. NCBI's taxonomy places the organism in Eukaryota, Fungi, Basidiomycota, Tremellomycetes, Trichosporonales, Trichosporonaceae.